This is a messenger RNA of Zea mays, 1076 nucleotides long. Its product is annotated as calmodulin-1. NCBI's taxonomy places the organism in Eukaryota, Viridiplantae, Streptophyta, Magnoliopsida, Poales, Poaceae. Gene Ontology annotation, molecular function: calcium ion binding. The transcript is spliced from 2 exons. Gene Ontology annotation, cellular component: myosin II complex. The coding region runs from base 326 to 775 and encodes 149 amino acids. The record is from RefSeq and is a predicted model, not a curated record.
CAGUCCAGCCUGGGCCAUGGCGCAAGGGGCAGCAUAGCAGCAUGAUUAGACAGAGAAGAGGGGGCAAAGGCAAGGGCAGUUCGGGAAUUCGCGGCGCGGCGUUUAACGAGGAAGGGAGUGGACGGCGGAACGGAGCGGACGGGGCGCGGGCGGGGGCGCGUAUAAAUCCCGGUAAAAUUCCCCCGACGCGAGGCCUCAAAUCGCUCUCUGCCCCCGAUCACCGGUCGCCUCCCUUCCGCUCCCCUGCCUGCCUAAUCCCUCCGGCCACCCCGAAACCGCUCGCUCGCUCGCUCGCUCCCCGCGCCCAGAGACAAGCCCGGAGACCAUGGCGGACCAGCUCACUGACGACCAAAUCGCCGAGUUCAAGGAGGCCUUCAGCCUCUUCGAUAAGGACGGCGACGGUUGCAUCACAACCAAGGAGCUUGGAACUGUCAUGCGUUCACUGGGUCAGAACCCAACGGAGGCUGAACUCCAGGACAUGAUCAAUGAGGUGGAUGCCGACGGCAAUGGCACGAUCGACUUCCCCGAGUUCCUCAACCUCAUGGCCCGCAAGAUGAAGGACACCGACUCCGAGGAGGAGCUCAAGGAGGCGUUCAGGGUGUUCGACAAGGACCAGAACGGCUUCAUCUCUGCCGCGGAGCUCCGCCACGUGAUGACCAACCUAGGCGAGAAGCUGACCGACGAGGAGGUCGACGAGAUGAUCCGCGAGGCCGACGUUGAUGGCGAUGGCCAGAUCAACUACGAGGAGUUCGUCAAGGUCAUGAUGGCCAAGUGAGUAAAGCCUGCGGUAAUGGUAUAGUAACCCCGCUCGGAAGGAGGAAACCGUGCGUUGCAUAUUAGUAAGGCAAUGCAAUGCAGCUCUUGUUUCCUUCUUCCCGUGAAGAAACCGUACUAGCUGUAGCUGCUGAACGUUUGAGUCCCUCUGCUGCCACCCUUAUCUCCAUUGUGCCGUCGAACCUCCUUGCUUCCCCUGUGUGAAUCUGUACGGAUUUUCGUGUUCUGAACACUGAUUGCAGUUGAAUCCAGUUUGUAGUUCUAUUUGUUCAUCGAAUUCGAAUCUGCCCGAUUCCUUUGGU